AUGGCGGCUCUCUCAGUCACGUGGAAAGACGGCAGUGACGCCCACACCUACGAGAAGGCCCGGAUCGGGCGGGUUUUCAACCAUCGCAGGCCCAACAGAUACCCGAUCGCUGUCGUGGAAGCCACGGAAGAGUCGCAUAUCGCCCAGGCGGUCCGUCUCGCCAAGGAAAAGAAUUGCAGGCUCUCGGUUCGAUCGGGUGGCCAUUCCUGGGCUGCGUGGAGUGUCAGAGACGAUGCCAUUCUCCUUGAUCUUGGCCAGUACAAGCAUAUCGACCUCGACGAGACGACUGGAAUCGUCAAAGUUUCCCCAAGUACAACUGGCCGUAUUCUCAAUGGCUUCCUCUCGACCAAAGGCCUCCUCUUUGCUGGGGGCCAUUGCCCUGACAACUGGGGUUGGGCCUGCGAGCAGGUUGUUGGGGUCGAUGUUGUAACAGCCGAUGGCCAGCAGCUUCACUGCACCGAGACUGAGAACAGCGAACUGCUCUGGGCAGCCCGCGGUGCAGGCCCAGGAUUUCCAGCCGUUGUUACGAAAUUCCAUCUCCAGACGCGGCCUUCAUACAGCUGUAUGCGGUCGUCAGCGUACAGCUACGCAAAUGCCGACUUCAAGAAGGCGAUGAACUGGAUCCUCAGCAUUCAUGAGGCUUAUGAUCCCGAUACUGAGGUGGUCCUUGUUGCAAGUUAUCCGCCUGGCUCUGACGUCAUUGUCCACACUGUCCUCUUCGUCACCUUCAAGAACGACCCUGAGGAAGCUAGACAAGCGCUGCAGCCGGCCCACGACAGCCACCCAUCCGGCACAGUCAACGAAUGGUUCAACAAAGCGACUGAUCUGCCCGACCAGUACAAAGAUCAAGGUGCAGCCAAUCCAGAAGGCCACCGCUACCGGGUUGACAAUGCCUACAUAUCCAACGGCGCCGACGUCGCUACGGUUCUGGAGGAGGCCUUCACCACGCUUCCGACGAAGAAGACAUUCUCGCUGUGGUACUCCAUGGCACCAGGCACGCGGCGGCCGCUGAAGGACAUGGCGCUGAGUAUGCAGACGGAUCACUACUUCGCAACCUACGCCAUCUACGAAGAUUCCAAAGAAGACGAGAAGGCAAGUAACUGGGUCAAGAGCGUCAUGGCAGGCGUCGAGAAACACUCUGAAGGCGCAUAUCUCGGCGACUCAGACUUCCAGGUGCGGAGGACGAGGUUCUGGGGCAAGGAGCAAGGCACCAAGCUUAUGCAACUGCGCAAGAAGUGGGAUCCAGAAGGCAGGAUAUGCGGGUACCUCGACCAGGGGGACAGGUCGAGGCAGAAUGGCCUGGAAAAUGUGCACGAAUGGUCUCCUAAGCUGUAG
This is a messenger RNA of Lasiodiplodia theobromae, 1335 nucleotides long. Its product is annotated as FAD binding domain containing protein. NCBI's taxonomy places the organism in Eukaryota, Fungi, Ascomycota, Dothideomycetes, Botryosphaeriales, Botryosphaeriaceae. Bases 1 to 1335 code for a protein of 444 amino acids. The record is from RefSeq and is a predicted model, not a curated record. Gene Ontology annotation, molecular function: FAD binding. The transcript has 3 exons.